AUGGCUGGGAAAAUUAUAUCUUACACUACUCAAAGAUGGUAUCGUUGGACUGUAAAUGCUUGUGUCCUGUGUCCACAUGACGUCGCUUCUCGGGAUGCGCGGCGCAUAGAACUCCAAUAAAACCAGCCUACAGCAGAUGUUCUUGUUAUCAACAUUUCCAGCCUUAUGGCUAUCAAGCCGACGAACUACCUGACAGACUACUGCAUAGGAAAGGCGGCCCGAUCGACUUAUAUGCGUUGUUUGGCCCUCUCGAGACCAGAUAUCGCAGUGCUUAACUACGCUCCUGGGCCACUCGAGACGGAUAUGAUGGACCAGUUAAUUCACGACAGCGGCUCCAGUGAAAUCCGCCAUUUAAUGGAUGAGAUGCGUCGGUCGGACAGCAUCUUGCGCGCCUCCCAAUCGGCCGAGUUGAUGGCGCACUGGCUUCGUCGCCUCCGUUUUGCAGAGGGGCCCAGCGCGUCCGGGCCUGAGGCCGCCGUGCACGCGUCAACCAGGCGUCCUGUGCCUGUUUUCUGCCCACAACACCAAGCCGACUGGUCGGAUGCAUGGGCUGGCAGGCAUACAGACUAUUUUGAUGCGCUGGCGUUGGAGUCUGCCGAGAAGCUGCGUUUCUCCGGCUAA
Molecule: messenger RNA, 621 nt
Organism: Protopolystoma xenopodis
Lineage: Eukaryota; Metazoa; Platyhelminthes; Monogenea; Polystomatidea; Polystomatidae
Source: the annotation of a GenBank genome assembly